Molecule: messenger RNA, 1811 nt
Organism: Venturia canescens
Lineage: Eukaryota; Metazoa; Arthropoda; Insecta; Hymenoptera; Ichneumonidae
Product: sodium channel protein Nach-like
Exons: 5
Coding region: 79-1467 (462 amino acids)
Biological process (GO): sodium ion transmembrane transport
Cellular component (GO): plasma membrane
Molecular function (GO): ligand-gated sodium channel activity
Source: RefSeq, a predicted model, not a curated record
CGCACGAACGCCCUUGUUCGGACGAGGGGUUUCGCUGAAGCAGACUCGACGCGUUCGCAGUCACAGGAGAGCCUCCAAAUGACCAACUUUCGACGCUAUUUUCCCUCCUGCUCGCAGCUCUGCGCGAGUCUCAGGACUCGCAGCAAAGAAUAUGUUCGGGAAAACACGCUUCAUGGGUUCCCGUACUUUGCCGAUUCUCGGCGACCACUCUGGGAACGAUUCGUGUGGUUCGCGUGCACGAUGGCCUCGAUAGGCGCGGUCGUCGGAAUCAUAGUGACGAUUUUGGAAAACUUCAGCAGAGAUCCCGCCCUCGUUGGACUCGACACCGAGACCGGCAAUUGGGUCACCAACUUUCCGAAUGUUAUACUCUGCCAACGCGAUCCCGAUUUCGACUUCGGGCCUGACCAAUCGAAUGCAGAGCACUACAAGGCGAUGUACGCGUGGUCAUGGCGCACGGGGAGCGUUCGGCAGCCCGGCUCGAAUAAAAUGGUGGGGACGCGAGGUUACAGCGAAAUUUUUUAUCGCGCUGCAGCAGAUUGCAAAGAUGUGUACGAGGAUUGCCAAUACGCUGGAAAAGCGGUGCCGUGCGGCGAGCUUUUUCGGAAGGUUUUAACGCCUCGUGGCGUUUGCUGUUUCAUCCCAGCGACUCGGAUCACCAGGGAGACAAGCCCGUGGGGAUUUUCCGUCCGGACCAAGGCCUAUCCUAUCAGCGUCGAUUUAUUCGACGAAGAGACAGCGCCGCCCGAGCGGGGUGCAUCGUUCGCGUACCACGCGACGGGAGGGAUGAGCGCGAGGAUAACGAUACAGUUUAGUUACGCGACCGCAGCGAUGCAAUCGAUAUCGUUGAGUCGUCGCAAGUGUUUCCUUGCGUCGGAGUAUUCGUCGUUGGACGGUUGUCGGAGGGAUUGUCAAAACAAGCGUUCGCUCGAGGCGUGCGGUUGCCUGCCCUGGUUCCUCGUCUCGACAUCGGAGCUCGAUCAAGAGAAGCGCGAGCACAAAGAGUGCGCUCGUCCAGCCGAUUACGAUUGUUUGUCCCGGGCGAGCGGAACGGUUCUGGCGAGAUGCGGUUGUUACCUGUCGUGCAAUCACACGUCGUACGAAUUCAAGCAACUGGAAUUGUCGGACAGCGAUACCCUGGAGAUUCAAAUGACAAAUUGGCCGAUCGUCCUCUACAAGCACGACGUCAGAUUCGAUUGGCUGGACCUGCUCGUAUCGUUCGGCGGAAUAGCCGGACUUUUUGUCGGCUAUUCCCUCCUGACCACCGCCGAGCUCGUUUACUAUUUCUUCCUCAGAUCAUACUGCGGCGCGGUACUCGCGACGACAAAACCGAAAAAAACCAAUAAAACGAUUCGGAUACGAGUUUCCUCGGCCUCGGCCCCGCUCCGCGAUCGCCCAUCCGGCACCUCUCGUAUCCAGCGCUUCGAUUACACGAGCAAGCAUUUUUACUACCACGAUUAUCACUAUUGACCUCAUCCGAGAUGCCAAGUUACUGGCAACUCGUCAAUAAACACACAAAAACGACUAAAUAAUCAGCCCCUUUUCCAACAACUCUUUCCCUUUCGUGCAAUUUUCACCUCGUUAUAUUUUCAAAUUUCAACUUCAUCGUAGACCGUUCCCAUCGUUAUGGAAUAACGAAUCCAACGGUAUACGAUUGAAGCUCACUAGCGCGUAUGGGAAUCGUUUUAUCCCGGAGAGCAUAUUGGCCUGAUUAUCCAGCUCACUGUGAGCUUUACAUUGGAUAAAAAGAAUGGCGGGGCUCUAAGGUUAAUGAUCUACUCGAUAUUGUUUCAUUAAGAAAGAGUAUACCCUGU